Arabis nemorensis is the source of this 2970-nucleotide messenger RNA. The record is from the annotation of a GenBank genome assembly. NCBI's taxonomy places the organism in Eukaryota, Viridiplantae, Streptophyta, Magnoliopsida, Brassicales, Brassicaceae.
AUGAGGAGCGACGGGAUCUUGGGAGGUUCUGAUCAGAAUCGAGCAACAAGCGUCGUCGUCGCGAGCAGAAGAAGAUGGCUAAAGAGGCGAGAAACAUGGCUCGUGGUUCUAGGCGUAGCUCUUCACGCCGUUUACAUGCUAAGUAUCUUCGACAUUUACUUCAAAACGCCGAUAGUCCACGGGAUGGAUCCAGUGCCUCCGAGAUUCUCUGAGCCACCGGCGAAGCGACUUGUUCUUCUCAUCUCGGAUGGUUUACGAGCUGACAAGUUCUUUGAGCCGGACGUUGACGGGAAUUACAGAGCACCGUUCUUGAGGAAUGUAAUAAAGAAUCAAGGGCGUUGGGGUGUGUCUCAUGCUCGACCUCCCACAGAAUCUAGACCUGGACAUGUUGCUAUUAUUGCUGGAUUCUAUGAAGAUCCUAGUGCUGUCACAAAAGGAUGGAAAGCUAAUCCUGUUGAAUUUGAUUCUGUUUUUAACCGGAGCAGGCAUACAUUUGCUUAUGGGAGUCCGGAUAUUAUUCCUAUCUUCUGCAGUGCCUUACCUCACAGCACCUGGAAUUCUUAUCCUCACGAGUAUGAAGACUUUGCAACAGAUGCUUCCUUUUUGGAUGAGUGGUCGUUCGAUCAAUUUGAGAGCCUUCUCAAUAGGUCUCAUGAAGAUCCAAAGUUGAAAGAGCUGCUCCAUCAGGACAAACUUGUUGUGUUUCUGCACCUUCUUGGUUGCGAUUCCAACGGUCAUGCACAUCGGCCUUAUUCAUCGAUCUAUCUCAACAAUGUCAAAGUUGUUGAUAAGAUAGCUGAAAGGGUCUACCAUCUCUUGGAGGAUUACUACAGAGACAAUCGCACUUCGUAUAUCUUCACCGCUGAUCAUGGGAUGAGCGACAAAGGAAGUCAUGGAGAUGGGCAUCCUACAAACACUGAUACUCCAUUAGUUGCUUGGGGAGCUGGGAUUAAAUAUCCCAAACCAGCAUCUGGAAGCAGUCACUCUGAUUCUGUUACUACAUUUGUUGACAAGCAUGCACAUGAUAUGCCCACACCUUAUGAUUGGGGCCUUAACCGUGUUGAGAGAGUAGACGUCAAUCAAGCUGACAUAGCACCACUUAUGUCAACGCUCUUGGGUUUGCCAGGCCCAGUGAACUCGGUUGGGAACCUACCACUUGGUUAUAUGAAGUUGAAUGAGGCAGAAGAAGUUGAAGCUGUGCUAGCCAAUACCAAACAAAUCCUUAAUCAGCUUCUCCGUAAAUCACAUAUAAAAAUGUCAAAUUCCUUAUUUUUCAAGCCAUUCAAGCCGUUGGUUCACCAUUCAUCAUCGUUGAGUCAGAUUGAUGAGUUAAUUUCCGCCAAAAGUUAUGAAGCUGCAAUGAAAUUGGCUGUGGACCUCAGAAACUUGUCACUAGAGGGUCUUCAUUAUUUCCAGACGUAUGACUGGCUAAUGCUGAUGACUGUAAUCACCCUUGGAUACAGUGGGUGGAUGAUUGUACUUGCCCUGCAUGUCCUGAAAUGUUAUAGUUCACUAUCAGGAGACUUGUCCAGAAAAGAGCAAUUAUCUGUGCAGAAAAAAGACUCUGGAAAAGCAUAUUUAUCAGGCUUUCUGCUGAUGACAAUUCUCUCGGUGUUAAAUUUGGUGGAGCACUCUCCCCCACUUUACCAUGCAUAUAUUGGAAUGACAAUAUUUCUAUGGACACAGAUAUUUAGUGAAUAUCGAUUAAUAAGAGGAUUGUGGAGAUAUUUGAGAAAGAGGAAGGCUGGCUACUUCCUCAAACUUCUAUUUGCUGCAGCUGUGUCUGUUGUCAUUGUGGAAUUAUUGGUUCAUAGCUUCACUGAGAGAAAGCUUUACACUUGGUUUUUUUUGAUAGCCGGUGUUGUGGCUUCAAUUUUGCUUCACUUUUCAAUUCCUUGGAGAUCUGGGAUACCAGUUUUUGUCUGUCUUUCUUGUUGGUUCAUAUCUGUCUUCACUCUCAUGCCAGCUGAAAUUCCUGAUAAUAAUAACUUAGUAGUUAUAAGUGGAGCUAUCAUCAUAGUAAUAAGCCUUGCUGCAAAGUGGCUAGACACACAUGCAGAAGGGAACAAAUUUUGGCAGAGUAUCACUUUUCAUGAAAGCAGGAAGCCGAUGUGCUCCAUGCUAUAUUGCAUUCAGAUUUUCUUGGUUGGAGUUUCGUCGGUGAUGGUGUUUCUGUCUACAAAGCACCGAACACAGAAUCAAGAACUACAUUCGUCACACCAGUUUAUAAACUGGUUAGUUGCUGGUUCUUCUAUGGUUCUUCCGUUGUUUUCAGGAAAUGGCAUCCUUUCACGAUUAAGUUCAAUAUUUCUUGGUUUCGCGCCUCCAUUCCUUCUUCUGUCUAUUGGAUACGAAGCUGUCUUUUACAGUGGUCUUGCAGUCGUACUAAUGGCAUGGAUACUGUUUGAGAACGCAUCUCAUCAUUCUAGCAAAGCGAAAGAUUCAUCUCUAUCAGAACAAAACACAGAGGAACAUGUCACUAUUGGAAAUGACGAGAGAUACUUGCAGUUAUCUGAUGUGCGGAUUCCUUUGAUUUUUAUGGUCUUGUUCAAUGUCGCUUUCUUUGGAACUGGGAAUUUUGCAAGUAUAGCAAGUUUUGAGAUAUCAUCUGUAUAUCGGUUCAUCACAAUCUUCAGCCCGUUUCUGAUGGCAGCUCUUCUUAUAUUCAAGCUCUUCAUACCGUUCAUGCUUGUCAUAUGUGCGUUCAGUGCCAUAACCAAAUUAGUGAGAGUGCCAAGACUGGGAUGUUACUUCCUUGUGAUCUUAUUUUCAGACAUAAUGACGAUCCAUUUCUUCUUCCUGGUGAAAAACACAGGAAGCUGGAUGGAGAUUGGUAAUAGUAUAAGCCAUUUCGGGAUAGUGAGUGCUCAAGUGGUGUUUGUGCUGCUACUCUUUGCACUCACCAACCUCUACACCAGAAGCAUCCGAGUCAAGCCACUCUCGACCUCACCUUUUCUCAAAACGCUCUGA